AUGGCGGCGCCUCGCACGUGUCUGAAGGCACUGCGCAUUUCACAAGAAUGCGUGGCAGUGGCAUCAUCGAGAGGCGCAUUACCGAGUCGCCGGGGAUUUUCUUCGAGUCGGUCGAGCAAUUGGGUGUCUGCGAUGAGUCGAGAUGCCAAUAACAGGGAGAAGGGGGCCGCUGGAGUCAUAUCGCAACAAGCAUCCAAGAUUGUCACAGCAAGUAGUCCCUCAUGGCUGCCGUCGCAUCGGCGACCAUUUUCCUCGACUCCGGUGGCCCACCACGGACAUUUGGAUCCGCCGAAACCUGGUGAGGAACGUCGCGUUACAUUUAUAGACAAAGACGGCCAAUCCAACACCUUUGUGGUAGCCGAUGGUGACAACUUGCUCGACAUUGCCCUCGCCAACGACAUCGAGAUGGAGGGUGCUUGUGGCGGAUCAUGCGCCUGCUCGACAUGUCACGUCAUUGUCGAGGACGAAGCCAUGUAUGACAAGAUGGACGAACCAGACGAUGACGAAAACGACAUGUUGGAUCUUGCCUUUGGAUUGACCGAGACUUCGAGGUUGGGAUGCCAGGUCAAGAUGACCAAAGAGCUGGAUGGCUUGGUCGUUAGACUACCGAGCAUGACGAGAAACUUGCAAGCCAGUGACUUCAAGUAG
Molecule: messenger RNA, 648 nt
Organism: Plenodomus lingam JN3
Lineage: Eukaryota; Fungi; Ascomycota; Dothideomycetes; Pleosporales; Leptosphaeriaceae
Gene: YAH1
Product: mitochondrial matrix iron-sulfur protein
Biological process (GO): positive regulation of oxidoreductase activity; P450-containing electron transport chain
Cellular component (GO): mitochondrion
Molecular function (GO): 2 iron, 2 sulfur cluster binding
Source: RefSeq, a predicted model, not a curated record